AUGUCACUUCCACGGCAUUACGAACCAUCAACAUUUGAAGAACAUCCAGUUGAUCUCGAGUACGGUGAUUGCCAUACAGACGAGGCUGGACAUCUCCUCCUAAAGGAGUUUGAAGGAGUUCCAUCGCAUAAUAUUCUGAACACCGUUGGAAGUGAGGUAUCCGCCAGAAGCGUUGCUUGCAACUGCAGAACUGAAAAGCUUAAAAAGGGACUAGACGAUCAAGCGUGGUUGGACAGGCUUGUAGGAUGUACUGAAAGCUACAUGUACCUGAUGCUUCCAAAGAGGAAAGAAAGAGCCAGACUUGGGCUAUUGGAACGUGAUGGAUGGAGAGACCUAAUCGCUGAGGCCAUCGAUCCCAUACUACACGGAGAUAUUUUAAACAUUUUGCCAGAACACGCAAGGUCAAUGAGCUUAUUCUCACUUGAUCCAAAUGCACCAAUUAUGACCAUUCGAUCAAAUGCAAAUUUGAAUGGAGAUACUGAAGAGUGGUGCAGACUUCGCAAGGAAGACCUCAUUGAUGUUACGAGUGAUACCGAAGUUUACAUGAAGACAGACAGUGAUGUCCCUCUGGAAGAAGAAAUUGGAAUUAAGCGGAGAAAGAAGAGAUGGAGAGAGCGAUAA
Molecule: messenger RNA, 621 nt
Organism: Theileria equi strain WA
Lineage: Eukaryota; Apicomplexa; Aconoidasida; Piroplasmida; Theileriidae
Exons: 2
Coding region: 1-621 (206 amino acids)
Source: RefSeq, a predicted model, not a curated record